Molecule: messenger RNA, 658 nt
Organism: Aaosphaeria arxii CBS 175.79
Lineage: Eukaryota; Fungi; Ascomycota; Dothideomycetes; Pleosporales
Exons: 1
Coding region: 282-551 (89 amino acids)
Source: RefSeq, a predicted model, not a curated record
GUCGAGUAAGUACGACAUAAACGCAUGAAUGAUUUAGAAAAACAUUCGAUAUGUUAUAGAGCGGUGCCUGAAACGAAUCGAAAUGAGUAGUGGCCCUGGCCAAUAUUGUGUGCAAUGCAUGAGAAACGCGAAGGAAGCUGGCUGUUUUGCAGUUUAGAAACCGACUCAGGUGUUCGACGGCCAGGCCCACUAAACUUCUCAUGCGAUGUGUGGCAAGCGAAGCGACCGACGAACGUCGAAGAGGCGAUAUCAUGUGAAAUGCUAUUUCUGGCUCUCAACCGAUGCGUUCGAGAGGACUCGAUGGAUCUCUGGCAUCUGCUAUUCUAGCGAUAGACCGACCUUCCACCAGCGGGAGCAAGUCCGUUCGCUGGUUACGAGCCCAAGCGGGCGGCGAAUGCGUCCGCUUCCCUUCCGAACUGGGGACCAAUAUUUAUUUUGGAUGGGGCUAUAAUGGCCCAUGGGUCGACGGCGGGACGCCGUUGCUCGUGGAAUCCCAUAGAAUACACAGCGUAGCAUGCUACAUGCCUCGUAGAUGCCCUUCCAGUCUCUGAACUAAGGUGCCGGUUGUAAAUUUCCGCCUACUAUUUCUCAAAGUCGAUGGAUGUACGCUGUACUAUCCGUUGUGAGUUAUCUGUACCAUUUAAGGCGGGGUAACAGG